Messenger RNA from Echinops telfairi (small Madagascar hedgehog), 1911 nucleotides. It is a transcript of the gene KDM4D, whose product is annotated as lysine demethylase 4D. Gene Ontology annotation, molecular function: histone H3K9 demethylase activity. Gene Ontology annotation, cellular component: nucleus. Gene Ontology annotation, biological process: chromatin remodeling. The coding region runs from base 255 to 1382 and encodes 375 amino acids. Lineage: Eukaryota; Metazoa; Chordata; Mammalia; Afrosoricida; Tenrecidae. The transcript has 2 exons. The record is from RefSeq and is a predicted model, not a curated record.
AGCACAGAGUUGCAGGCUCACACCUCAUGCGUGCCAGAGCAUAGCUGCUUUCCAAAGCAGAGCCAGGCCGCCUUCCCACCCCCUGCAGAGCAGCCACCCACGGAGGGUGAUCAUCUCAUUUGCUUCAAAGUCUGCUGGUGGUUCCUGCUGCCUCACAACUAGCCCAACCCCUUUCUUUUUAAUACCCUUUCCCAGCACCCUCAGCUCUCAAUCUAAAACGUACUGAGAACUUAGGCAGUGGCUGCUCAUUAACUAUGAAGUCUAAGUGCAACGCUCCUCAGAACCCUACUUGUACCAUAAUGGUAUUUCGUCCAACCAAAGAAGAAUUUAACGAUUUCGACAAAUAUAUUGCCCACAUGGAAUCCCACGGUGCACAUCGAGCAGGCGUGGCUAAGAUCAUUCCUCCCAAGGAAUGGAGCGCCAGACAGAACUACGAGGACAUCAGCGACAUCCUGAUACACUUCGGGGAGCCCAAAACGUGGUACGCGGUGCCCCCGGAGCACGGAGGCCGCCUGGAGCGCCUGGCCAGGCAGCUUUUCCCGGGCAGUUCGCGGAGCUGUGCGGCCUUCCUUCGGCACAAGGUGGCACUCAUUUCGCCCACCGUGCUCAGGGAGAAUGGCAUCCCUUUUGGGCGGGUCACCCAGGAGCCUGGGGAGUUCAUGGUGACUUUCCCCUAUGGCUACCAUGCGGGCUUCAACCACGGCUUCAACUGCGCCGAGGCCAUCAACUUCGCCACCCCGCGCUGGGUGGAUUACGGCAAAGCGGCCUCGCAGUGCAGCUGUGGGGAGGCCAGGGUCUCGUUUUCCAUGGACGUCUUUGUGCGCAUCCUGCAACCCGAGCGCUACGAGCUGUGGAAGCAGGGCCGGGACCGGGCCGUCGUGGACCACGCCAAGCCUAUGGCGCCCAGCAGCCCGGGGCUGCGAGCCUGGAAGGAGGUCCGUUCCCCUGGUCGAGCCAAGCUGGGCCUGCGGCUCCUCCGGCCUUGCAGGGUGCCGCGCUGCCCUCGCACUCUGGCUGUGGGCAGGGGUCCCAGCCGUCGAGCCUUCGCGCGCUCUACGCCUGUGGCAGCAGCUACCUCUCAAAGUUCCUUUAAGAAGGAGCCAGGUCUUACCCUGCCAUCGACCCCGGAUCCAUCUACCCAUCAUCUCAGGUCUUCACAGGUCAGAAGGGGUCGGGGUCGUCCUCGGAAAUCUGAGGUCAAGGAGCCGACGCUUCAAGCCUCUGCUAAGAGGCGCCUUUCGGUGGGCAGAGCAUGCACAGCACCGGUGCCCAAGGCUAAGCCUCUAUGUGGGGGUGUACCUCUGAUGGACAGCCCCGCACAGCUGAGACCCGGACCUCUGCAUCCUGCUAAAGCUUCUGGGUGCUACGCCCCUCUCCGUUAGCUGCAGGGCAUGCCUUUGUACCCUGCUGCUCUUCUAGGGUGGUCCCUUGCUGAGACGUUGACAUCUCAGAACUUUGGGACACUAAAUUUGCAGGACACUGGUUGUACAUGACAGAGCCCUGCGGGGGAUGCCCCUGGACCGUGCUGGGUCUGUGGGAUUUUCCAGGUCAGGUCCUUCAUACUCUGUUCUCCCUUCUCCACCCUGAAUUUCUGUGGAUACUGCCAACCUGCACCAUCAACGGAUGUUACAUACACCGAACACUUGUGCCCCUGUUAACUGCGUACCAUUGAGGCUGCUGGAACUUGAACCUUAAGGCCAACUCUAGACUCUGCUGCACUUCUGAAUCCUGGGCUUGGGUUCACCUGUUAGACUUCUUUCUUCUCUUCCUGACCCUCUCCUUUUCCUGGCAGAAACCAGUCCCUUCCCAAUUCUGUCAACCAGCUCCAGAGCCUCAGAGCCAUGUUAUGACCUUACUACGUUAUUGAUGCAUUUAAUGUCAUCUCCAGUGUUUGUUCACACAUCUAUUAAA